AUGCCGCACAUUCUUCAUUUACAUUCUUCUUCAUUAAUAAGUUAAUUCUAUAUCCCAUCGUUCAAGAUUAUAUCUACUCUUCUUCUUAUACUGACAUUAUUAAAUACAUAUUUAUAACCAUAUUUGAUCUCUUUAUUUGGAACGUCGCAUAGUUAUCUGCUCAUCUCAAAGCCUCUAAUUUAGGUUAAUAAUAUCUCUCUUCCAUAUGUCAGUCAUCAUGACGAGGCCUGUGCUAGCUCGUUGAAUAGUAGUGAUAUUAUUUCAGCGACAAAAUGGAUCAAUCGUCUAGUAAGGUGAUCAGACGGAAGCCAAUCCCGCCAAAACGUCCACAUCCACCAGUUAAGAGUGUGGAGGAUACCCACGACGUCCUCGACGGUCUGAUUGACGACUAUCUAGAACCACCCACUUCUCACCAAAACCAUGUACUUUCCAUCGGAACUAAAGAGCUGACACUGGACCCAAACCCACCUGCUCCUCCAAGGCAGCUAUCUAUUCCCCUUGUAACCAGCCCUUCGGAAAUAUCACUCAAUUCAAACAUAUCAACUCCAGAAACUCCCAAUCCCACUUCCAGCCCUAGUCCUAAUCAGCCAAAAUGGAAGACGGCUCUGGAUGAGACUAUUUACUUCGCUGGCGGGUUAAUCUCACAUCCAUUCGAGUCAACUAAACACUAUAGUAUUCUUCGACACUCUACUGGAGUGGUCCUUUAUCGAGGACCAUCUACCAGUAUUGCUAUUACCAUCUUUUCAGAUGAGCCGUUACCGGCUGAUCGAUCGUUCUGGUUACAGCGGAAGGGGUUUUCUGGAAAUAUGGGUAUGGCCGCGAGCGCGCUGCUCCGUACGCAAUGGAAUUGGAUUGAUGUGACGCCAUCGUUCGAAGCCAAACCCUCGGACGUUCUCCCAUCGGACGAACGAGCCUGGCAAAGAGAUAUUAGGAAAUUUUUGAAGAAGGCCUCGUCGAAUAAGAACCUAUCUAGGCAUAUCGCCCGCGAGACGUGUGUUGUACGGAUUCCUGCUUCGGCGGAAGACGGUUAUCUGCGUAUUGUUAUGUGUACGGGCGAAGGCGCCAAGAAAACCCUUUGUCCCUCACCUAUUUUUCGCGUAGCAAGUACAUCGUCUGACGUUAGCGUACUACGCGGCGCGAGUCUGGCAACUAUCCCUCUCGAGAUCGGACUAAAGGUAGCCUCCAUGGUAGGCACGAGUACCGUAGACAACUUCGUUUCGCCCGCACGAGAUGCCAUACAGAGUCGACUUGAGCCGUACGCGCCAGGAUUCUUUGCGCAAGAAGCAGGAACUGUGGCUUAUGAAAGUCUAGAAGAGAAGUAUGACGAAGAGACUGUGGCGACGUACGAAUCUGUUCAGACGGAGGGAGUUAUGGAGGCGUCGCCUCAGAUUGUCGGUGCUGACAGUGGACCAGAGAAACCAUACCCAAUCAGGUUCACUGGCAAAGUCGUUGAAGGAGCUCAUCGAAGCAGCACCGAACUUGGCAUACCGACUGCCAAUUUAUCUGGUGUGCCGAACGAUCUUCUUUUACGUCUUAACGGUGUUUAUAUCGGCUGGGCUCAAGUUCAACCUACCAAAGGAGUUGAAGGUGUUUCAUACAAUUGGCACGAAGCAAUCAUCACUAUCGGACCUUCGCCAUACACACCACCUCGUGUCGUCGCUAAGAACGUAGCUACUGUUCAUAUCAUUCACGAUUUCGGCGGCGCCACAUUCUUCAACACGGAACUCAAAGUUGUAAUCAUGGCAUAUCUGAGGCCUGUAUCGAAACACGGUAGUAUCCAGGCGUCUGCCGCAACUAUGGUCAUUACUACGCGGGAUACAAACACCGCCAUCGCGAGUCUGGGUCGCGAAAAUUGGCAAUGUGAGAUGACCCUACGCAGGGUCAAGACGGAACAGAGCAUGAGGUCUGUUGGAGAGAGAUAUGUUGACGUCAGGUCUCAAGUGCAGAGGCGGGUUGACAGUGUACCCCUGCACCUAGCUGGAGUCCGCACAGCUAGCGCCGAGGUCAAAGACCAAGCCUAUGGCAAAGGCGGAUUAUACAUACGCAGAUGAGCGAUAUGUAGGUGUUUUGCUGAGAGUAUACCAGGGGCGUCGCGAGCAUAUGGGAUCAUUCCUUAUCAAAUGAAAGAGGCGCUACGCGAGUUUCUAUGGAGUUUAACCCGUUCUAACAGUUCGGCCGGAGCCUUUAAUCGCUAAUAACAAGUUCAAAUUUGGGUAUUUUUACCUACUCACUCACCACCAUCCACGGUAGUUCUAUGUCUCUAGAUGUUUAUUGGCCGUGCUAUUCCGUCGCGGACUAUCUGUUUCUCAAAAUUGAAGCAUAUCUCAUGGUCUAUAGCUGGGCGAUGUCAAGGGUAGUACGACUGAAUUGCGGGGUUUUCUGUCGAAUUGCAUUUUUCUAAAAGGCAAUAAUGACUGGAUGGAAUUGAUCGCUUGCUUACUUCAGCGAUUUUGGUGGCUGCAUUAAAAGUUGGUGGUUGGGACAGAAGCUUCCCGAAGGCCGAGUACCCGGGCUGAGACAAUGUCCUCCGCGACCUCACCCGCAAUCACGGCAAUCUCC
This is a messenger RNA of Annulohypoxylon truncatum, 2559 nucleotides long. RefSeq lists its product as uncharacterized. Gene Ontology annotation, biological process: FMN biosynthetic process; riboflavin biosynthetic process. The record is from RefSeq and is a predicted model, not a curated record. NCBI's taxonomy places the organism in Eukaryota, Fungi, Ascomycota, Sordariomycetes, Xylariales, Hypoxylaceae. Gene Ontology annotation, molecular function: riboflavin kinase activity. Bases 273 to 2051 code for a protein of 592 amino acids. The transcript has a single exon. Gene Ontology annotation, cellular component: mitochondrion.